UCACUGCACAGACCGCGAUGGAGGCAACAUGGAUUGCUCAUGUAGCUAUAAUGUUUGCUGUUUGUAAUUCAUUGGUUUAUGGCAGUUGUAUUGAGCCCGUUACACAGUUAUCCGACAUGCCUCUCCGACAACCUAGCAGGCAUUGGGGAGAAGAAGGAAAUCUUGGUAUCAGCGAUGAUGAUUUAAACUAUGAUUGGUACAGUGUUGUAUAUAAUGGAUGGCAAUUUAUUAUGGUUGACUCAACUGAAAAACCAAAUUAUACAGACUGUUCAACAUACUAUCCAGUUUACUUGAAAGAUACACAUCCAUCGCUAAGAAGUUUGAGUACAACACCAACAAAUGUUAUUGCCUGCUUGCGUGAUUACUUGUUCCCAUGUGAUAUACAAUAUGAAGUGAAGAUAAGAAGAUGUGAAAAUGAAAUCCAGUAUUUCCUGCCUGAAACCAAGGGAUACAGUGCAUUCUGCUUUAGAAAUCAUUCUAAACUAACCUUCCCACCUGAUAUAUCAGAUGCUGUCCUAGGAGAUAUAGGCAUUGCACCGGAGCUCAAAUUCACAGAAACAACAGUACCUUACGGAGAUACAGAAACAAUUAACUUUAACCCAUUCUUUCAAUUCAGAUGUUUCUUCAAUUUACAAGAGGAUUUCUAUUACAAAGUUAACUGGUACAUAAACGGGUCACUUAUUGUUUCGUACGGACCGACAUUAAAUGCCGAUGACCUACUGUUUCACGAAGACGUGCUUAUGAAUAACUCAAUAGAAAUGGGCUUUUAUAUUUAUUGUGGCGUGAGUGCUCUUACAUCUGAUUCUGUUGAUGCCGGGGUAACAGAAAUGUUGUACAGUACAAGCUAUUAUGCAGGCAUAAAAGUAUCAAGUACAACCAUCAACAUUAAUAAAGGUGACACAGAGGUUCUUCAAAUGACAUCAACCAUGCCAAUAGGCUGCAGAUAUAAUGUUCAACCUAACGAGUCAUGUGUUGUAAACUUUCAAAUAUUUAAUAGUAACGACAGUAGAUUUCAGUGUAAUGUUGCUGGUAUAGCUAAUAUAGCUAAUAUAGACGAGCCGUUAAACCAACGAUGCUCAAAUGGUUUUCAGACGCUGAAAAAAGAAUCGGUAUGGAAUCCUGAUACAGUGUUUAAUUUUUCCAUAAUUACGACGGACAUGAAUUAUGAUGAUGAACGACUUUAUUACCUGUUGUUACAGUUUCCUAAUACCAUGGGUCAUCGAAUUUGGCGGAAUUAUAAUUUUCCGGUGAUUAAGGUUAUCGUAUCUGACAAAGGAGAAUACAGAAAUAAGAUAUGUUAUUCUCACAUAGAUCCACAUAUGAGAUCAGCCGACGGCGUUUAUUACGAGCAACAACGAAAGAAUGGCCAGCUCUUUCCGGGUGUAUUCUUGUUAUAUAAUAAUACGGAGUAUGGAAUCGAGGUUCAAGAGCAAACUAAGAUCUGUAACCGUGGAUGGGCAACGUGUGCCUGCGGGGUUGCUAUUCGAGCCGGUAAAGAUGUUUUUAUGAUAAAUAGAUGUGGAAGCAUCAGCUACCUUGGCUUUACAAAAUGCGAAGACGGGGGGAUUUUACAAGUUGUAAGGAUUAACGAUUACAGGUACAAUGUGUUCACCCCCAUUGGAACGAAAAUAACAAUAAGACUUUUUCAUAAUGAAUACGGCGGACAUUACGGUGGAACAAUGAACAUAGACAUUACAAUGGCACCUAAAGACUUGUAUAACAUUGAAGGAUUGUGUGGACAGUUUGACAAUAAUCCUGCCAAUGAUUUCCGGCAUAGAGACGGAACUAUUUCAGAAAUAAACUACACCAAUAAAAAUAGUCAUUUUGCAGACUUUACAGAAAGCUGGAGUUUAACAUCAGAUGAAACCAAGCACCUCAACUUAUUUCUAACAGGAAAUAGGAUCCUUCAAAGUUGGGGUGAUCUGAAUGGGAUGUUUUGUGUCUGUUCAAACGAAACAAAAGAAAAAGUUGCAGAAGCAACAUGCUAUCCGACCCAAUAUUUGAAUUGUACAAUGAGCAGAUCAAUUACUGGUACAAAAUGUAACGUACAAAGCAGAAGAAAGAGAAGCGCCGAUGGUUACUUUAAAGAUGAGAAAGAAUUAGACAGAUUACUAAAGUUAAUGGCUCCAUCUCAAACAGUUACACCAGAAAUAAAAACUAGGAACAAACGUCAAGACAUCAUUGAUGACAUGAUUACGGAAGAAACAGCUCAAAAAUUAUGCGAAGCUAAAAUUUCCGGUAGUCUAGCAGUGCAAGAAUAUACAGAAGUUAGUGGCAAUGAAGAUCCAGAUGAAGUUAUAAAACAAUGUAUAUUUGAUGUAGUGACUGGGAAUGAUACGUCAUGGGCUCUAGCGCAUGUAGAAUCUGUUAAUAACAUUGUAAAGAACAUAAUAGAACUUGAACCAUCAUACACUGCAAAUAACACUGAAAAGGUUGUUACAUUCUUUAAAAAUACAUGUCCUGGGAACUGUAGCAACAACGGUGAAUGUACAGACACAAGUGAGUGUGUUUGUUUUGGAUUUUUCCAUGGAGCAGAAUGUGACAUUGAUGAAAGAGAUCCUUUAAUUAUCGACGAUAUCGAAGGCGGUGGAGAAUGUGAUCUAGUCGAUGGUGACGAAUGUUCAUGUUUCCAUGUCAGAUCUUCAAAUAUUCUCGAAGGCUUUAAAUGCCAGGCCAAUAUUUCAAAGAUAACAGUUAAAGGGGAAAGGGAGAUUAUUUCGACACAAACAUUUCCCGGUGGUUACGAGGAUAUAUUUACUGGAGUGUGCUGUAUACAAGACAACGUAAUUGGUACUGAAGAUGCAUUCUUUACGAAGUACGAUAUUUCUAUCAGCAACAAUGGCAUUACUUACGGAAAUGAUAAAAACGUUUAUGUGUUCGACUCCACUUGUCAAGAAGCAGUGAAUGGUUCUUCCGAUAAUGUAUCGUUCAGUUUAAAGCCCGAGUUUUGCUUUAUCGAUGGCGGUUGUGUAGCAGAAAAUGAGAUAGCUCCAAUUGGUUGUUUAGCUUGUCGGUCUUUGACUGAUGGGUAUAAUUGGACAGUCCAUAACCCAUGUCAGAAUGAAGGUAAUUGCACCAACGAAUCUAACGGCUAUUUGUGUGUUUGCCAUGGCGGAUAUGGCGGAAAGAAUUGCGAAUAUGAUAUAAAUGAGUGUGAAUCAGACCCCUGUGAAAAUGAUGGGACUUGCUUAGAUCAUCUAAAUGGUUUCAACUGUUCCUGUGCUGAUGGUUUCACUGGCACUUACUGUGAAAUUAAUAUUAACGAAUGCUCGUCACAUCCAUGUCAAAAUAAUGGGAUAUGUGAGGAUGGUAUAAACAUGUACAUAUGCGAGUGUCCACCAGGUUUUGAAGGAACUCAUUGUGAAACAGAUAUAGAUGAAUGUUCGCCAAAUCCCUGUAAAAACGAUAGUACCUGUUUGGAUCGUGUCAACGGAUAUACUUGUGAAUGUGUGACUGGAACGUAUGGAGUUAAUUGUUCUGCUGUUGUAGACAAUUGCGCAGCAAACCCAUGUGAGAACGGAGGAACAUGUGACGAUAUCAACAAUUCACGGAUAUGUCAAUGUGUUGAUGGUUAUGCUGGUGCUAAUUGUGAAACUGAUAUAAAUGAUUGUGAAAUCAACCCUUGUGAAAAUGGUGGAAGUUGUACAGAUUUAGUAAAUAGUUACAAAUGUGCGUGUGUAGCUGGAUACGAAGGAAACAACUGUGCUACAGAUAUCAACGACUGCUUAAACGAUCCGUGUAAAAAUGGCGGCACGUGUCAGGAUCUUGUUAAUACAUACGAAUGUACUUGUGCUGCUGGAUUUGAAGGCACAAACUGUGAGAAUGGUAUCAAUGAGUGUUUUUCUGAUCCUUGCGAAAAUGGUGGUACAUGUAAUGAUCUUGUCAAUGAAUAUGAAUGUACGUGUGUUGAUGGGUAUGACGGAACAAACUGUGAAAACGAUAUCAAUGAAUGUUUAUCCAACCCUUGCAAGAAUGAUGGUACCUGUAAGGAUCUUGUAAAUGGGUACGAAUGUACAUGUGUUGCUGGAUAUGAUGGAAAUAAUUGUGAUAAUGACAUUGAUGAGUGUUCUUCCAUUAAUUGCUUGAAUGAUGGUACCUGUAAAGAUCUUGUCAAUGGAUAUGAAUGUACAUGUGUUGCUGGAUAUGACGGAACCAUCUGUGAGAACAACAUAAACGAGUGUUCUCCGGACCCUUGCAAUAAUGGUGGUACCUGUAAGGAUCUUGUCAAUGGAUAUGAAUGUACAUGUGUUGCGGGAUAUGACGGAACAAACUGUGAAAACAACGUAAAUGAUUGUUUAUCUAGCCCUUGUGAACAUGGAGGAACCUGUGAAGACAAAAUCAAUGGAUAUAAAUGUUUCUGUGUUGUCGGAUAUGAAGGUGACGAUUGCGAAAAUGCUUCAUCAGAUGUAGGCAUAGGAAGAGCUAAUAUUUUGUUGAUAUUUCCAUUCAAAUCAACAUUCAAUGUCUUGGAUCCGGAAUUAAAGAACGACGUAAAACUUCAGUUGAGCAAUGUGUAUGAAGACAGAAUGGGGGAAUCGUGCAAGGCCGUAGUUAUAUUAAAAUUGAGUGUGGGAAGUCUAAAAGUAGAAUUUGAGGUUAUUUAUGAUAAUGAAACAUCAGCUACAAACGAUCUGACUAAGACAACUAUCGCUUUCUUGUCUGGGGAAAAGGCAAUUCAAGUAUCUAAUGAAACAGUUCCUGCAACUUCCGGGGAGAUAAACUCUAUCACUGUUACAAACGAAACAUCGAGUGAAUUUAUACUGUGUGCUGUGUAUGAAACACUGCACGGAUCUUGUCAAGAAAAUCAAAAAUGUUCUGUAGUAAAAGAAAGCCCUUCAUGUGUGUUCAUAAAUGAAGAUGACCCAAGUAGAGUCGGUUUGACGAUUUUGAUCGUUGUUGUGCUUUGCUUGAUAUUUGUACCAGCCAUCAUUCUGAUCUUUAUCCGCUUAGUUAAAAGAAAACCAAGCAUUUAUAUAGGGAGUGAAGAUAUGCAGUAAUAGGAUUUGAGAUGUCAUCUUAAUGGGCAAAUUCUAAACUGGCAGGGUCCAAUUGAAUCCUUCUAAGUAAUGGAUCUUUUUUAUAUGACAGAUAUUUUUCAGACUACUCAAUACAAAAUCUAUGGAUAGAAAUUAUGAGAUUUAAAUAAAAUAUUAUGUCCUGAAAUAACAAUACAUGUAUGCUAAACAACGAUUUACCUAUAUUUUUCGACAUAUCCAUAUACAUGAGAAACGUAAAUGUUACCACAUAUACGUUGCGAAACAAACUAAUUUUGUCUUUCAUGAUUAUUGUCUUUUCAGUUUUUGUGUUUAUGCAUACGUAUGUGUGUGCGUCCGUGUGUGCGCGCGCGCGCACGUGUUAGUGUGUUUAAACAAACUUUAAUCAAAUGUCUAUAUUGUCCAUUUACACUGCGCAAAUAGUUCUGCCAAUAAAAUGUAUGUAUGAUAAAUUUGCAUGCUCCGUGGCCGAGUGGUUAAGGUCGCUGACUUGAGAUCACAGGUCCCUCACCGCUGUAGGUUCGAUCCUCACUCGGGUCGAAAUCUUUCAUGUGAUGUAGCCAUCUAGCUGGCUUACGGAAGGUCGGUGGUUCUACCAAGGUGCCCGCUCGUGCCUGAAAUAAUGCCCGGAGGGGCACCCGGGGUCUUCCUCCACCAAUAAAGCUGGAAAAAAAUCGACGAAAAAAUCUCGUCGGGAUGCUCUAGGAUGGCCUGGCUUGAGUAUACGGUCGCCCAUAUGGGCUUUCCGGCGGCGACCUUAAAUAAACGCAUUAAAAAAAUUGAAUGCUUUACAACGGACAAUUCUUUAUGGCACACUAUUUACAUAUCUUUUGUUUUUAUUGUGUUUGUAUGUUGGUUUGUUUUUGCAUGCAUGCAAGUUAUGUACAUUUGUAAUGUUGUAUUUUUCUGUAGUUUUUUCAAUUUAUGCAAAUAAAGGGUUAAUUUCACACUUAUUACAAAAAAUAAAAAUACUAUAAUGGUUUGUGUAUAUAAAGAUUUAUUAAAGAUCAUACGUAAGUGGUUGAUUGUAAAUCAAUAUAUUUCAAACAGGCGUCAAAUUGAGCCAAUACAUGUUGCAUAAUCGAAGUUUUACGUUUCUUAAAAUAUUUGAAUCAGUUAACAUAUGCAAAGAUAGAUGCAGAUACACAUAAAGCUACCUUAUUUAUAAAUAUCUUUUCUUAGCUGUUACAUGUUGAAUAUAUUUAUGUUUUACUUUUAAAUAAACACUUACAUAUUUGAGUUAUCAUAUUUCAUAUUCAUUUUUUCAUAAGUCUAUUUGUUACAUCAUGAUUGAUUGAUUUUCUUAA
Molecule: messenger RNA, 6301 nt
Organism: Ruditapes philippinarum (Manila clam)
Lineage: Eukaryota; Metazoa; Mollusca; Bivalvia; Venerida; Veneridae
Exons: 37
Coding region: 18-4997 (1659 amino acids)
Biological process (GO): Notch signaling pathway
Molecular function (GO): Notch binding; calcium ion binding
Source: RefSeq, a predicted model, not a curated record